Crotalus tigris (Tiger rattlesnake) is the source of this 3722-nucleotide messenger RNA. It is a transcript of the gene GAS2L2, whose product is annotated as growth arrest specific 2 like 2. Gene Ontology annotation, molecular function: microtubule binding; cytoskeletal adaptor activity; actin filament binding. Lineage: Eukaryota; Metazoa; Chordata; Lepidosauria; Squamata; Viperidae. Gene Ontology annotation, cellular component: actin filament; cytoplasm; stress fiber. Bases 508 to 3474 code for a protein of 988 amino acids. The transcript is spliced from 6 exons. Gene Ontology annotation, biological process: protein localization to microtubule plus-end; microtubule bundle formation; actin crosslink formation. The record is from RefSeq and is a predicted model, not a curated record.
UGUAGAGAGCUGCUGUCACCAAGGAGAAGAAAAGAGAACUUCAAAGUGGAAACACAGCAAAACACUGAUCAGAGCAUGCUAGGAGAGUCUUCUUUUUCUGAAUCCUGCUUCCAAAAUUCUGAAAAACCCCUUAUGUUUUUAAAAUAGAAGAAUAGCUGAGACUUCUGGUUUAAGAGGAAAGCAAGGGUUCAAGCAUGUAUCCUCCUUCUAAAGUAGCUGAUAGCAUGAAGACACCAAAAUGCUGAGAUAGAGAUCAUUUUGAGAAAAUCUCUCAGAAGAGCAUAAGAAUCCAUCUACCUGGGUCUUUCCUGACUCUGUGAAAUCCCAUGGGAGUGGGAGAUGGGUAUGUAAACCUUGUCUUUAAAAAGAUCAGUGAGGUGGGUUCUUAAUGCUAUAAGUGGUUGGACAUAUUUCUAAUGAUGGGUUGAACAAGAAGAAAACAGCUAAAACUCUAAAAACAGCUCAGCGGAUUACAGGCAAAGCUCCAUCAGGGAUUCUGCCAGGAAAAUGUCUGGGAUUCAGGAUGCCAGCGUGCGAAGCAUCCGCCCCUACAAAACAAGCGAACAAUACUUGUAUGCCAUGAAGGAGGACCUGGCAGAAUGGCUUAAGGAACUCUAUGAUGUCGACAUUGAUGUGAGAUCUUUUCUGGAUGUCCUGGAAACAGGUGUCCUUCUUUGUCAUCACGCUAACAACAUCACCCAGGUGGCCAGAGACCUCAGCCAGGAAUAUCCAAGUUUGGGCAAAAAACUCCAACUUCCCAUAUAUGGUGUAACCUGUAAUGAUUUUGCUCAGCCAGGCACGUUCCAAGCUCGAGACAAUGUGUCCAACUUUAUUCAGUGGUGCCGAAAAGAGAUGGAUAUUAAAGAUGUCCUGAUGUUUGAGACGGAGGACCUGGUCUUGCGCAAGAACGAGAAGAACUUUGUCUUGUGUCUUCUGGAGGUAGCCCGGCGGGCUUCUCGUUUUGGCAUGAGCGCUCCUAUCCUCAUCCAAAUGGAGGAAGACAUUGAGGAUGAGAUGCGUGAGGACAUGAACCUGCCACCGGAUGAAACACUUCUUCCCCGGCCCAAGAGAGAACCUCCUAACUUCAAGAAACUGGACCAGAUGGUCCAGCACCUUGUUAGCCGAUGCACCUGUCCAGUUCAGUUCUCCAUGGUCAAAGUCUCAGAGGGAAAGUAUCGCAUCGGUGAUUCCAACACUCUCAUCUUUGUUAGGAUCCUGCGGAAUCAUGUAAUGGUCCGAGUAGGUGGUGGCUGGGACACCCUGGAACACUAUCUGGAUAAGCAUGACCCAUGCCGGUGUACUUCACUCUCUCACAAGCAGAUCUUGAAGAAGGCCAGUCCUCAGAAGAUGCAGGCUACCCAGGUUCAGCAUGAGAUCACAGCCCGUUUAACACCCAGGAAAGACAGCUGUAAUAAGCCCCAGCCUGCCUUAAUUGUGAGCAGAUGCCAAAGUCCACUGCCCCCAGUGGAGUGGAGGUCUUAUCUGCCCCACGGUUUAGGUUCUGGGUGGAAGAAGGCUCAAGCAUCCUCAGAUAAUGGUGGCAGCAGUCGCAGCAAGAAAAACGAAGGCCAACAGAUGUCCCAGGAUCAUUCAGAGCCCAGGAAAGCCCCUUCAAUAAGGGCAGGGGAGCGACCAGCAACUCCAUCCCAGAGACUUCCAGGUGCAGGAGAGAGGCUUGGAUCCAAACAGUCGGUUUCUACUCUGAGUGGGAGAGAGACAUUCUAUGUCUCAUUGUCUUCUCAGCAAAAUGGGAGCAUGGAGAACAACUCAUAUGAUUUGAAAUAUUUCUCUGGUCCAAGGUCUAGAAGAGGACCUGGUAGGAUUGAGACAGUGGCAGGGAAUCUGAAAACAGAAAUUAAGAAACCAGUACCACUGGGAACAAUGAAACAAAGGAACGAGGCAUUUCAGUCAGCAGGAAAUGUCCAGCGAACAGUGAACAGUUGUUCACAGAUAUGUUCUACCAGCCCAGAUAAGCACUUUAAAACCUCCCACCAACAGACUGUUAAGGUCCCCAUGGAAAAUUUACAGGGACAGCAGAAAGGGACUCCUGUGCAUAAUUGGAGGAAAGAUUCAAUAGGUCAGCGAUCUUCAUCCCCAGUGAAGUACACAGGCCAGGUUCAAAGAGAGGAUAGUUGCUUAAGGACCUCGGAAAAAGUUGGCUCACUUUUCUGCAGGCCUCCAACUCCUAGAAGGAAUGAGGUUUAUCAAGGACUGUUUAGGAAUAGCAAUCCUGAUCCUGCCUUGGCCAAAGAACAACACCAGUUGAACAGCAAAAUAAUACCCAGGAACAAGAUGGGUCCUAAAAAGGAACAAAAUAAGAUGGCCAGCAUGGAAGUUUAUGAUUCAUUGUCUUCUAACUUAGGGAUUGGAGUCCAUCAAUUGGACUCAGAAGAAAAAAUGAAAGAUAGUCCGGCACAGCAGGGCCAAAAAGAUACCCUGAGAACUUCUUGUCAGUUGAGCCCUGGAGGUACAAAAGAGCCCUCUGUGGAAAAGGAACGUGUCUACACACCACUACCUAUUAACUUGGCUGAAGAACAAGCUUUGUAUAGAAGUUUGGAGGAGGAAAUUUUGUCCAAUAUCAAGGAGUUGGAAGCAGAUUCAGAUGACAACCAUCUUCCUGGACAGAACCAGUUGGAAGAAUUUAAAAAGGACAAUGACCCAGAGACAAACUUCACAAUGGUAGGUUGUAACCUCCUCAAAGUAUCCAUUCCUUCUUUGUCCUCUUUGCAGAGAACCAAGAAGAUUUUGACUUAUGGUGAAGGCGUUCCACGGAGUGGCGUAUAUGUGCCAGACAGAGACACAAGGUUGCAUCCAGCAGGCCUCCAUUAUGACAGUGUAAUCCAAGAACUUUCCAUGGCCCUCCAUCUGGAGCACAUGGGGACUGACCUUUCUUCUUCCUUUCAAAUGAAUUCGUAUUUGUUGAAUGGAAGCCAGGCCAAAGUAAGGUUUGGGGAAAGAGAAAUUCCACAUGAAACCCCUUCAAUGCCUGAAGCAAAGGAGGACAAGCCACCCCAUGCAAAUAAUGGAGGACAGACAGAAGUUAGUGAGAAUGGUGAUACUCCUCAAAUAUUACCGAAUGAAGAAACUCCCAAAUCUUCAGAAAGUUCCAUCAUUGCAGAGAAUGUGCAAAGUAAACCAAGGAGAUUUCUAAAAAAACCAGAGCGUGUGCCAUCCUUUUACAAGCUCAAGCUACGCCCCAAGAUCCGUCCACGCAAAGACCACAGGCCUGAGAAGAAGCCUUCAAAGAUUCCCACACCAUUGGCAUACAGAUAUGCCCGAAAGGCAUCCAGCAUCCAAGGCCAGGGGAAAACCCACAGGGCCAAAUGUCAGACUAGGAAUGGCCCAACUACGGCGAAACAAGACAGCACUAGAAACAAAAAAUCAGAGUGCAGCUUGUCUUCCACAGAACAUGUGGGACUGACUCUGACGGAACAGAUAAUGGGAGCUUUGGAUGACAAAGAAACUUGGCUGUGAUUAUUCCUGAAUAUACAGUUGUAAUCUUUUGAUAUGCUCAAAUCCAUCCCUCUCCAGAGUUUGCAACCAGCAACCUCCAUCUCUGUGAGAAGGGUACACUUCAAAGAUAUAUAAGUAGCCCUUGACCUAGGACUGUAAUGGAGCCUGCCCAUUACACUCAUUAAGUCCUAAUGGUUGUAAAAUGACUGAGAUUUUAAGACCCUUUUUGCAGCAAAAUGCUACUGUCAUUAAGCAAAUCAAUGGUUCAC